Drosophila mojavensis is the source of this 1992-nucleotide messenger RNA. RefSeq lists its product as uncharacterized. The record is from RefSeq and is a predicted model, not a curated record. The transcript has 3 exons. Gene Ontology annotation, molecular function: nucleic acid binding; zinc ion binding. Bases 1 to 1992 code for a protein of 663 amino acids. Lineage: Eukaryota; Metazoa; Arthropoda; Insecta; Diptera; Drosophilidae.
AUGGCGAAUUUAGAUGCUAGUGCAGUUGCUCCCGAAGAUCGCGUGCGGUUUUAUAAGCUCAAGGUACAGUCGGUGUUUGAACGCGUAAAAAAGCUACAAUCCAAGGUCGAUUCAGAUGCUCUUGCCGAUCACAGUGACAGCACUCUAAAUGUUCUACUGGAGCAUAUCGACAAGCUAAGCCACUCCUUUAGCAAGGCCCAUGAAAGUCUAGAGGAGCUCGACUUUACUGAGAUGUCCAGCAAUUUGCGCACUGACUUUGAUGAUUUAAUAAUGGUCAUGCAGUCAACAAUAAUGUCCGAAGUGCAAAGUCGUACUGCUCAAGUGCAUCAUAGUUCCACGUUUAGUCGUCCAAGUGACCCUCCUCGCGCAUCCGCUCCCAGAUUGCAGGCUGCACCUGCGUUGCCGCCAUUAAAGUUACCUACGUUCAGCGGUGGAUAUGCUAAUUGGGCUGAUUUCUACUCAAUGUUUUCUACAAUCAUUGAAAGUCGGCCAGAAAUCAGCAAUAUGGAAAGACUUCAGCACCUCCGGUCCUGCCUCGAUGGCGCAGCGUUGGAUACGGCCCACAUCGUAAAGAUCUUAGGUCUCAAAAGAGUAGAAAACGGAACCAUAAUCAAGCUGCGUGAGCUAUCUGACAGCUUCAAUGUCCAUAUGCGUGCGCUCAGUAGUCUGGGCACAACAGAGCAGAUAGCCAGUGCCAUGAUUGCUCAGAUACUGCUACAGAAGCUUGAUGAGGCCUCACAAGCUAAAUGGGAAGAGAAAUUGGACAACUCAGAGACGGCUCUUCAGAUACCCAGAUAUGAAGAAGUCUCCUCAUUUCUUGAGCUUCGUUGCCGUACUUUGGAAUCGAUGAAAUUUGCUCUUACAAACUAUUCGUCAAGUAAGCCGAUGAAUUCUUGCAGUAAGGUUGCUACCAGUAGAUCAGCAUUUCUCGUAACCGGCCACAGUACUCACAGUUGCAAUUUUUGUAAUGAUCUUGAGCACACAAUCUACAAAUGCCCAAGAUUCGCAAACUUGUCUCCUAGUCUUCGCCUGAAUGAGGUCCGAAAGGCUGGCUUAUGUUUGAAUUGUCUCAAGGGAGGUCAUCAGUCGCGACAAUGUGGCUCGCGCAGUUGUCGGGUCUGUGGAGUCAAGCAUCAUACGCUUCUUCAUCUCGGCCACUCCAGCACAUCGCAGGCAGCAAUUCCGCCCCAUCAACAAUCUUCAACAUCAAGAGUACAGACCAUCCCUCAGCCCUCAGCACCAGCCACUACUCUCUUAUCCAAGGAUCAGCACAGCGAUGUUGUGCUCCUGGCUACCGCAGUGGUUCUGGCAAGGAAUCGGUUUGGCGAGCUUGUUCCUUGUCGUGCGCUUUUAGAUUCAGGCUCUCAACUACAUCUCAUUACAGCCAGAUUUGCGAAUCUCCUGCAACUUAAGAGAACAAAAUCGGUGGCAUCUGUAUGCGGCGUAGGCAACUCCAAUGUUGCCAUGGAUGGCAGCAGCAUUUGCCUCACUCUUCAAGCUCAUGCAUCUGAAUAUACAACUAGCAUAACGGCUAUGGUAGCUACAAAUAUAACUGGCAGGCAGCCCAGUUCUAAUGUGAAUACGAGCAAUUGGAGCAUACCGCAAAAUAUAGUGCUAGCAGAUCCAGCUUUCCAUAGGCCGCAACGAGUAGAUCUGCUUAUCGGAGCUAGCCUGUUUUAUGAUUUGCUCUGUGUGGGACAAAUCAAGUUGAUGCCUGGACUUCCAUUGUUACAGAAGACUCGUCUUGGUUGGGUUGUAUCAGGUGGCGAGGCUCGCAACCACAACUCCGUGCUAAUAGCUUCAAAGACGCCUUUGGAUCCGAUUACAGACUCCUGUGCUGAUAUCAAGUUGGACAGUCUCGUUCGUCGCUUUUGGGAAGUUGAGCGCUGCAGCGAUUCCAUUGUUUCCUCUGUAAGCCCAGAUCUCAGUGGCCAGUCUCAGCACUUCCAGAAAGAACUUCAAUUGAGCGUCGAAGAACUGUGCUUCUUGUAA